This is a messenger RNA of Penaeus vannamei (Pacific white shrimp), 8265 nucleotides long. NCBI's taxonomy places the organism in Eukaryota, Metazoa, Arthropoda, Malacostraca, Decapoda, Penaeidae. The record is from RefSeq and is a predicted model, not a curated record.
CCGAGGUGGCCUCGAUGGCGUUGUCAGCAAACUCAUGCCUGGAGACAACCCCUUCUACAGCAACAUCGACAGCAUGCCGGACAUUCGACCCCGGAGGAAGUCCAUUCCGCUCGUCUCAGAACUGGUGCUUAAGACGAUGGCAGCGACGAAGAGGAACGCCGGGCUGACGUCUGCGGUGCCGAGAGCGUCCCUCAACGACGAGGAAUUGAAAAUGCACGUGUACAAGAAGACGCUGCAGGCGCUCAUCUACCCGAUCUCCUCGACGACGCCCCACAAGUUCCUGCCCUGGACGGCCACCUCGCCCACCUACUGCUACGAGUGCGAGGGCCUCCUGUGGGGCAUCGCGCGGCAGGGCGUCCGCUGCGUCGAGUGCGGGGUCAAGUGCCACGAGAAGUGUAAGGACCUUCUCAACGCGGACUGUUUGCAGACUGCAUACAACUUGGCCAAACACGCCCCCUGGUUGCCCAACGUCGAGCUAGUCCAAGUACUUGUAGAGAGAGCGGCCGAGAAGAGCAGUAAGCAUGGCGCGGAGGACAAGACCAAUAACAUCAUAGCGGCCAUGAAGGAUCGCAUGAAAAAGAGAGAAAGGGAAACGCCGGAAAUAUUCGAGCUUAUAAGGGAUGUCUUCAACGUGGAGGACAAGAGCCACGUUGGCCACAUGAUGUCCGUGAACCAGUCGGUGCUUGACGGAACCAGCAAGUGGUCUGCUAAGAUUGCCAUCACAGUGAUCUGCGCGCAAGGCCUAAUCGCCAAGGACAAGAGCGGGACAUCUGACCCUUACGUGACCGUCCAGGUGGGGAAGACGAAGAAGCGAACCCACACCGUCCCUCAGGAGCUCAACCCCGUCUGGAAUGAGAAGUUCUACUUCGAGUGCCACAACUCCAGCGACAGGAUCAAGGUCCGCGUGUGGGACGAGGACAACGACAUCAAGUCAAAGCUGCGGCAGAAACUGACGAGGGAGAGCGAUGACUUCCUCGGCCAGACCAUCAUCGAGGUGCGCACCCUCUCAGGCGAGAUGGACGUGUGGUACAACCUGGAGAAGCGAACGGACAAGUCGGCGGUGUCGGGCGCCAUCAGACUGCACAUUUCGGUGGAGAUCAAGGGCGAGGAGAAGGUCGCGCCGUACCACGUGCAGUACACUUGCCUGCACGAGAACCUGUUCCAUUACCUCUGCGAGCUGGAGGGCGGCGCCGUCAAGCUGCCCAAGGCCAAGGGCGACGACGCGUGGAAGGUCUACUUCGACGACCACGCGCAGGACAUCGUCGACGAGUUUGCCAUGAGAUACGGCAUCGAGAGCAUCUACCAGGCCAUGACGCACUUCCACUGCCUCUCCACGAAGUACCUGUGUCCGGGCGUGCCAGCCGUCAUGUCCACGCUGCUCGCCAAUAUCAACGCCUUCUACGCCCACACCACCGCGUCCUCCGCCGUGUCCGCCUCCGAUAGAUUCGCGGCGUCCAACUUCGGCAAAGAGAAAUUCGUCAAGUUGCUGGACCAGCUGCACAACUCGCUGCGCAUCGACCUGUCCAUGUACCGCAACAACUUCCCCGCCAGCUCCAACGAGAAGCUGCAGGACCUCAAGUCAACGGUCGACCUCCUCACCUCCAUCACCUUCUUCAGAAUGAAAGUGCAAGAGCUGUGUCGUCCACUCGAGCCAGCGCGCGGGGUCAAGGACUGCGCCAUCGCCUCCUCAGCGUCCACCACAGUUCCUCUUCAGAACUGCUCGAGCGCUGCUACAACAGAGAGUUCCAGAAGCGAGUUUCCUCCGUUUUCAGACUGGCCUCUCACAAAAUCCUCGGCCGAACCUCCUGAUGAUCGCCCGUUCAUUACGCCGUCACUGAGUAACGUUCUGACUGAGUCAGAGCCAUCCGACGCGCGUAGAGGUUUAUGCCUCCUGAGUACUAUGUCAUAUGGCUACCCGCGCUCUCAUGUUCACUUCAACCCUUCUAUUCUCGCACUACACUUCUCUGCGCUCAUUCGUCGGUCCUACUGCUAUCAGGUCUCUGCGUUCUCUGCUCCGCAUGUGUGUGUCAUUCCACCUAGUGUGAGUGAUGUUCAGUUCGACAUUCAAGUCAUGCCUUUAGAAGAAGCAAUGUGGUUCGAGCCGUUCGUCAUGCAGUGGCUGAACGAGAACGACGACGUGUCUCUCGAGUAUCUCAACGGUGCCUUCCAGAGAGACAAGAAGGACGAGUUCCCGCCAAGUUCCGAAAACUCCCUCUUCUCCAACUCCGUGGUGGACGUGUUCACGCAGCUCACGCAGUUUCUCGUGUCGAAACUCGAGUGUCCGGACCCCGAGAUCUGGAAGAGGUUCAUGAAGAGAUUCGCCAAGACGAUCGUCAAGGUGCUGCUGGCUUAUGCCGACAUCACCAAGAAGGAGUUCCCCAACUACGUCACGGACGAGAAGAAGGCGUGUAUCUUAAUGAACAACAUCCAGCAACUGAGAGUACAGUUGGAGAAGAUGUACGAGAAGAUGGAGACUGAGGACGUCGCCACCAUCCUCAACGAGCUUCAGGCGUCCCUCAAUACUGUGCUCGACGAGCUUGCGCACAAGUUCGCCAAGAGCCUGGAGGUCCGCAUCGCCGUCAAGGUGAAGGAGAUGGGAGACAAGCUGGCGGCGGUGAAGGGCACGGGGCAGGUGCAGCCGUCGCAGCGCAAAGCCGUCAUCGUGGAGGCUGACGACGUGCUGGUGCCCCUUAUGGAUCUCCUGGAGGACUCGUUGUCUCUGUACGCGCAUUCUUGUGAGAAGACGGUGCUGAAGCGACUCCUCAAGGAGCUGUGGAAGAUCGUCAUGACCACCAUGGAGAAGACCGUCGUCCUGCCACCGAUGACUGACAAGGCUAUGAUGCUUAAGAACCUGACAGACAACGCUAAGAACUUGGCAGCGAACGCCAAGAUCGAAGACAUGUCCAGAUUGUUCAAGAACCAACUCGCGGGCAGCAAGGACGUGAAGAAUGCUGUCUCCAACAUCAUGGAUAUCUCCAAGGACUUCGAGCGCAACCUGACGCCAAAGCAGUGCGCAGUGCUCGAGGCCGCCCUCGACACCAUCAAGCAGUACUUCCACGCCGGAGGAAAUGGCCUUAAGAAGAACUUCCUCGACAAGUCCCCCGAGCUGAAAUCGCUGAAUUACGCGCUGUCAUUGUACACGCAAACCACAGACACGCUCAUCAAGACCUUUGUCACCACACAGACCAAUCAAGGCUCUACAGAGGAAGGCACCGUCGGCGAGAUCAGCGUGCAAGUGGACCUGUACACGCACCCGGGUACGGGAGAACAGCGCAUCAACGUCAAGGUGGUGGCGGCGAACGACCUCCGGUGGCCGACGACGGCGGGCGGGAUGUUCCGGCCGUUCGUGGAGGUGAACCUGAUCGGGCCGCACCUCGCCGACAAGAAGAGAAAGUUCGCCACGAAGUCCAAGUCAAACAGCUGGUCGCCCAAGUUCAACGAGAGCGUCCAGUUCUUGAUCGGCAGCGAGGAGGGGCCCGACAGCUUCGAACUCCACAUCUGCAUCAAGGACUAUUGCUUCGCUCGCGACGACCGGCUGGUGGGCGUGGCCGUGCUCCAGCUCAGGGACAUCGUCGACCAGGGAUCGUGCGCCACGUGGCUGUCCCUGGGCAAGCGGUGCCACAUGGACGAGACGGGGUGGACGGUGCUGCGCAUCCUGAGCCAGCGCACCAACGACGAGGUGGCCAAGGAGUUCGUCAAGCUCAAGUCCGAAGUUCGAGGAGAACCACCCAUCACCCAGUAAAGCAGGAGGAGAAACAGGAAAAACGGCGAAGGAGAAUGAGAAGAAUGUGGGAGAAGAGGAGGAGAAGGAGGGGAGGAAAGUGCGUAAAGACGCUGGAGGUGAAACCUCGGAAAAAGGAGAGAGAGAGGGAGAGAGAAAGAGAGGGAGGGAGAGAGAAAAAAAAGUACACUGUUCCCCCUGAAGCUGUGGAUGCGGUGUUGGUGGACAUCCUCGUUAUUUAGUGUUUAGUGUGUGUGUGAGUGAAGGUCGCGCCAGCCAGGGCCGAAGGAGCCCCCUGAUGGAGCUUCCCCCGGCAGGAGCCUCACGCCCCUCGAAGCCCUGGCGAGGCGGACCUCAAUCGUCCAUGGAGACUCGAUCCAUGCGAAGUCUGCGUGCAUGGCUGCUGAUGGGUCAUGAAGCACAAAUAUUGAAUUAGCGUAACUAAACAUUUGGGGUUAAUUGAUUCAUCUGGAUUAUUGUUGGGAUUUUACAUAUUGUAACUUUUUUGUAUCAUCAGAGCGAUUGUUAAUAGAUGUAUUGAGCCGGACCUCCCGCUGAUGUAGGCAGAACUGUUUAACGAUUACUUAGAGAUAAAACCAAAACCAAAAUGGGAUUUUAAAUAUGAAGCUUGAAAAUACAGUACGUUGCGGCCGUGCAGGACUAUGAGAGGAAAUGUCUGUGAUACAGUAUUGUGACUGAUUACCCUGGACUCAAUGUAUGGACCGUCAAGAAGGUAUAGUAGAUAAGUGCAGAGUUACAAAAUAAUAAUCCGUACAGAAGCUGUGUUCUCACUUCAAUGGAAUACAAGUUCUCUGCUCUUCCAAACCUUGUUUAAAAGUUUGUAAAAUAGUAUUUUCAAUCAUUUAAAGAUGAUGGUGUUCAUUCUGUAUAAUAUAUUACUGGUAAGAUGUACAACAUAUGCACCAGUGACAGUAAUAUAUAAUUAUUAUGGAAGUGCCCCAGUAGCUUCGAAGUGUCAGCGUGGCAAGCGCCGCCGUGCUGCUGUCCCAUUUUCUGUGCUGGUGUGAAAGAAAACGACUGAACCGAAGGGCUUACUUUCCCAUUUGCUGUUAAGUGGUCAUAGGGUAAGUCUGCUGUUUUGUGCUGCAUUACUCUUUACUUCUCUUUAAGCGAGAAAAAAGCGUUGAUAUUCUAAUUAAUCACGUGGUUUAAGUUGUGAGCACAAAUUCUUAUUUUUCUAUGUGAUCAUGGCACAUAUUAUCAAAAGGUGCACAUUCAUAUUUCGCCUUUGAUCAGAUUGAGUAAGCAAUCUAUAUUGUACAUAUCAUUUUACCCUUAGGUUAGUCUUUGUCUGUAAUUAUAUUCAUGAUUGGAUGACUGUUAAGUAUUUUCCCAAAUUUAUUUUAGCUGGUUCUAGUCCAACAGCGUCGGCCAAGGCGGGAGCAGGACGAGAUGUUCGUUCAUCAAACCCUCUAGUCUUUUAGCGGUGCAUUUAUUUGUCCCGAAACCCGCUUUAGUAAGCCACGGCCGCACACGUUGAUAGGGACGAUUUUCCUACUCACAACACGGAGAAAAUAGCCGUUAUCAGAAGAGGUGGAAAAGGCUCACUUUGACCGGUAGCGGGAUAUUUGUUGGUAGUUGAUGUUUACCGGCGUGUGUAUGCGUGUGUCGAGUCUGUUUCAUCUGGACUAUCAGUAUGUUUUAUUAACAAAAAUAUAAGUAAAACGGGCACAUAUUGUACCUGUUUAAUAUUGGCAUGUUUGAACUUUUGCCGUGACAGGCGGAUUAGUGCAAUGGCUGUUGGCUGUAAGUAUCCAGGAGUAUUUUGUACAAGAUUCACAGCCUUGGGAACCGCUGAUGUUACCUGAUCGCCGGUCCCGGUGAAGCUGCGUGCAAGUGUAUUGUAAAUAAGAUAAAACGUGAAAAUUACGAAAACAAAAACAAAAUUGAGGGAGUGGAAAUUUAAAACGAUGCUUGAUCAACAAACUCAUUUUCUAUGGACAUUGCCAUUUGUAUGCAUAACAGUGCUGGAUACGAAAUGUUUUCUUUCUCACACACACCAAAAAAUUGCGAGGGAUUCUCUGGAAAUUGGAAUUGCUCGAGUACCAAACUGUAAAAAACAGGAGCCAAAAAGAAGCCAACGUUGUAUAUAAACCAGUCAAAAUAACUUAAAGAUACUCCCAGCGACCAGCCUAUGAUGAUGGCAAACUUAAAAGACAAACGAGGAGCUCUUCUGGGCGGUGCCUCCUCCUCCUCGACCGCCGGAGCUCGGCCUCCAGACAUCUCGAGUCGGAGGGAAGGAGACUGGCGGCGGCGGCAGAGGAGGAGGAAGGGCGUCGCGAGGGGGGCCGUUGCAUGCCUGUGCGAGCAAGGAUCAGAUUCUUCCAGUUGUGUGUGUAUAUAGUCGCCCUUAUACCCAAGAAAACUACUUUCAUGCUAUACACUUCUGUUGUCCGGUCUUUUCCUCCAUAGCACACAGAUCAUGCCUGGGGAGCGACCUGCGGACCCAAGGGGAAACGCCCGUGGAAAAAAGGGGAAAGCUCUCUCCAGCCUCGUUCCUUUCCUUCCUCUGUCCCUAGCUGCGGCUGUGGUUCAGUUCCUCGUCGCCAUUCCGACACCACGCUGCAUCUGGCGGUGCGAGCGGGCCGUACGAGCAUCCCCAGGCGUGUGACAUAACUUAUACCUAAAAAGAAAAAAAAAACUUGUAUUGUUACGUGUUGGCAUGCUGUUACCGACUCGAAGAGGCCAGGGGAUUCUUUCUACGACCUGAGGUGACCAAAAGAAAGGGAAAAAAGAAAAGGAGAAGAGAAGAAGAGGAAAGACAAAGCAGGUUCCAAGAAUCCUCUGUCCGCCUCUUUACCCUAGAUUUUUAUGAUCCCACCUAGUUAUCCCACGCAGCAUGAAUGGCAAGGUCAUCACUACAGGAUAUGUAAAGAGACCUCACAGGGAAGAUGUGCAGUCUCAGUUCAAAGCUUUUUGAGUCAUUACACCCAUCUAGAUGUAAAUAUGUCAUUUAUCAUCGUGAGUGCGAUAAAAAAUAAAAAUCAAGACCUAUUUGAUCCGUAUCACACCUCUCUUAGUCGGUGGCUAUGCCUUUAGUUCGCUCCCAUGGUGGUACCUUGCCCAUUUGUUGACUUCAACUAUGGGAGACCACGAUCCCAUUUUUGACAACUUGUGUGCCUUUCUGUACCAAUAAUAAGUCCCAGGGUGGAUCCACGAACUUUAGUUGUUUCCCCCUCACCAUAGACGCAGCUCCAACAUGGCGGUGGGUACGCGGACAGUGCGGGCGGUCACACACUAUCACACGACACCAUAAGGACACAAUACACCCCCGCGGCGCAAACACAUACAAAUGCGCCACCGGGAAGGACACUUACCUCUAGGGAUACACUUACAUGUGCUACUCAAACCACCAUACUUUUCUUCUGGGGGUACACUGUAAGACCGUCUGGGACAUACAUAAUUGUACAAUAUAUGGGGUGUAUAUACACAUUCAUGACAAGGCAGCACUUACAUACCAUUAGGGACACACGUCAUCAAUGUUCUUAAAGUAAUUCAAGCGUCAGCCACACAUACAACUUGAAGGGCACUUUUAUUGGCACUCGAAUGGUGCACAUCCAAAACAGUUCAGGGACAAACGCAUUGAAACUAUUAGUAUACAAACGUCGGUACACAUUCACGUAAGUAACCUAAAUACCCUACGGUUUACACGAAUACCAUUACAUACACACGCGUACACACACAUAUUCCCUCUUUGGGCCUUAUACACAUACGUACACACAUACACGUCCCCUCUUCGGGCCCUAUACAUAAGCACACACACACACAGUCGGCCGCCACACACUCUGUGAGCCCGAGAGUCCUGUGAGUAACUUGAAGACUACCAAGCGAUGCUCGCAAUGGCGCUCUCGUGAAAGGAAAACCAGGCAGAACGGCAGGCGGUGUGAGAUGCUGCUCACAUAUAACGUGUUAAUCCUACUUGUAUCUGUGUAUUUCUAAACAAAUUAUAAAACGCAACUCUCUGUGUAUGCCAUUACAGUUAUAACUAAUGCAUUAAACUAUAUAAUGUAAUGAAACACUGUACGUCUGUUGAUAACUAUACAAAGGGUAUCAUAAUGCAUGUUACAAUGCUUAUUUGUGAAUAUCGUAAUGCUUUCUCUUGCUCUCAGUCUCUUCGUAUACUAGGGGUUCCAGCUGUCCCGCCCUGCACUGCCUGCCGUACGACCACGCCACCGCCAGGGGCUAUGGCCAGUCAGAUGAUUUUUUAUUUUCCACUUGGUAUCGCUGUCCUCUGAAGAUUCUCGUCAGAUUUUCUUGUUAAUGUGAGUGGGAUUGAAGACGAAAAGUUUGGGUUUCCGUUGGUAGAUGUGAAUGAAGAGCUGCCUUAUUUUUUUGUUUCACAUUUCCUUCCUUUGGAUCAGAUCCGAUGGUUAGUACAACUCACAGGUUCGUCUUCUGUCCCAGUGUCGAAUGGUUAUUGGCAUUCAUAUUAUAUCAUAUUAAUUCCCAAGUGAAUCGUAGUCCUAUAGUUGGUUUUGUUAAUAUUAUUCCUCUAUCUGAAAAUAAAGGCCCUUUGAGUAAAA